This is a messenger RNA of Passer montanus (Eurasian tree sparrow), 1803 nucleotides long. It is a transcript of the gene CAPN14, whose product is annotated as calpain 14. Lineage: Eukaryota; Metazoa; Chordata; Aves; Passeriformes; Passeridae. The transcript has 17 exons. Gene Ontology annotation, biological process: proteolysis. The record is from RefSeq and is a predicted model, not a curated record. Gene Ontology annotation, molecular function: calcium ion binding; calcium-dependent cysteine-type endopeptidase activity. Gene Ontology annotation, cellular component: cytoplasm. The coding region runs from base 1 to 1803 and encodes 600 amino acids.
AUGCCUUUUCUGCUGUGCUUGAAAAAAAAGAAGUCACCUGUGCCUUUAGGCAGGAGUAUCUUCCAAAAACACACCCCUCCCAUCCAGCAGAACUACCAGGCUUUGCUGGAGUCGUGCUUGAAGAACAAAUGCUUGUUCACAGAUGACACCUUCCCUGCUCACAUCAGCUCCAUUGGAACGGGAGCACUGCUAAAGAAACUGCCCCACAACUUACAGUGGAAGAGGCCACACGCUUUGCACAAGAGUCCUGUAUUUUAUGCUGCACACAGAAAGCAGCCUGAUCUCUGCCAAGGAUUGGUGGAGAACUGCUGGUUCCUGGCGGCCCUGGAAGCCCUGACAUUCCACCAGGACAUCUUGGCUGCAGUUGUGCCACAAAACCAGAGCUUUGAGAGGAAAUACGCGGGCAUUUUCCACUUCCGGUUCUGGCACUUCGGGGAAUGGAUUGACGUGGUGGUUGAUGAUCUCCUGCCGGUGAAUGAGGCCGGCGAGCUGCUCUUUGUGUCCUCAGUCUAUAAGAACGUGUUUUGGGGAGCCCUUCUGGAAAAGGCAUAUGCUAAACUCUAUGGCUCCUAUGAAGAUCUGCAGAUUGGGCAAGUUUCAGAAGCCUUGGUGGAUUUUACAGGGGGUGUCAAUACAAGGAUCAAGCUUGCAGAAGCUCCUCCUGAUCUGUGGAAUAUACUGACAAGAGCCACCUACAGCAGAUCUCUCAUGGGCUGUCAGACACACUUAGGGACAACAAAGGUCCUGAAGAAUGGGCUUGUUGCUGGCCAUGCCUAUACAGUAACUGGUAUUAGAAAGGUGACCUGUCAAUAUGGACCUGAAAACCUAGUGAGACUGAGAAAUCCAUGGGGAAAAAUCGAGUGGAAAGGAGACUGGAGUGACAGCUCUUACAAGUGGGAGCUGCUGAGCCCAAAGGAGAAGAUUUUACUGAGGAAAAAGAAGGAUGAUGGAGAAUUCUGGAUGUCUCUGCGAGAUUUUAAGAUUCAUUUUGUAGAUCUGGUGAUCUGUAAGUUAACUCCAGACCUGAUGAGCCAGGAAGAUGGGAAGAAGUGGAUGUACUCCUUGAAGAGUGGGAGAUGGGUUAAAGGAAGUACAGCAGGAGGAAGUCUGGGAUUCUGUAAUGGCAACUUUUGGAUGAACCCUCAGUACUGGCUGAAUGUGUUGCCAGUUGAAGACAGUAAGAAAAGCCCAAGUACGUGCAAUGUGGUUAUAUCCCUCAUGCAGAAACACAGCACCAAACACCGGAACCGAGCCCCUCACCUUUUCAUUGGAUUUUUACUCUAUAAGGUGGGCCUACAGUACCAGGAGAGCAACAGAAAGCUGCCCCCAGGUUUCUUCACCCGACAUCAGCCUGUGAACAAGCACCAGGUUUUCCUUGAUGAGCGGGAAGUGACUCACGACUUCCAUCUGGAACCUUGUGUCUAUGUGAUUGUCCCAUCCACCCUGGAGCCUCAGCAGGAGUCUGAGUUCAUCCUGCGGGUCUUCUCCAGGAAGCACAUUCUUCGGGAAAUGGGCGGGAACACGAGCUUCACCCUCUCUAAGGAAAUUGUUGAUAGGUAUGAAGGCAAGAUUUGGGAGGAUUUCUUCACAAAGCAUUUUGAACAGAAUCCUGAAAUAAAUGCUGUUCAGCUCCAGAGGAUCUUGAAUAAUAUAUCUUGGAGAAAUUUCCAGAGUUUUCGCCUGAAUUUCAGUCUGGAUUCCUGCCAGGGUAUCUUGGCACUCCUGGAUCUGAAUGCCACUGGCACACUGAGUAUCCAGGAAUUCAGAGUCCUGUGGAAGAGGCUGCUUUUCUAUUUGGUAUGA